AUGGGUUUCGCUAUUUCCACCAAAACUGCAAACACUGCUGCAGCUUGUAUGUCAUUUAUUUCGUUCUUGUUUCUUUUAUUAGUGAACUUGGGAACGCCAGUUAUCAAGUCAAUUUAUAUUGCGAGUUAUAGGGAUCCGAAUUAUGAAUAUAAGGCAGGUCUGGGUUAUAAUUAUGGAGCAGGGAGCGGCAGGAGGUUCUUUGGAAUAUACGGCGAGUGCACGCAAUUUAAUAAUAGUGAUAAUUAUCUUAGUUUUGAUUCUUAUACAUAUUAUUGCGUGGAUAGUUUUACACCUUCAAACAUUUUUGACGGUACAAAAUUUUUGUUGAUUAUGCAUGCUGUUGGUGUAAUAACAUCACUAAUGUUAUUUUGCAUCGGAAUUUAUGCUCGUCGUCAUGUUAUGAAUGAAGGAAUGGCAUGGAUAUUUGCAUUAUUCAGUUCUUUUAUCGUUUUGUUAGCAAUGGCAGGACAAAUUGAUAUGUUUUUAAAACUCCAAUAUUGGUUUAAUGAUUAUAAUGGAAAAGAUUUGAAACUUGGAGCUGGUGGACUUAGUCUUGUGAUUAUGUCUCUUAUCUUCUCACUCUUAUCAGUUCUUGCAUUUUACAAAGGACAUCAAGCUGUAAGUGAAGGAGGCGGUGACAUCAAUGGUUCCAAUGAUAACGAAAAUAUGAACACAGUAAUGACCAACCAGCAGAAACCUGUUCCUCAACAAUUUCAAAUUCCACAAACUUAUUUAAACCCUCAAUCUGAUACAAAUAAUCAACCUUAUUCGAGCACCAACGAUCAACCUGUUGUUUAA
Messenger RNA from Entrophospora candida, 798 nucleotides. The record is from the annotation of a GenBank genome assembly. NCBI's taxonomy places the organism in Eukaryota, Fungi, Glomeromycota, Glomeromycetes, Entrophosporales, Entrophosporaceae.